UGCUUCCUCUCACACUGUCGCUCCCCGUUUGGGACAGUUCCUGAAGAGAGAAACGGUGCGCAGAGCUACAACAGAUAAUAAAGUUCACGAUGUCUACCUCCUCCUACAGAAAACGAUUUGGAGAUGUGAGCCGGAGCAGCGCGUUCUCCAGCCGCCAGACGUCCAGUCUCAUGCGCUCGCAGGUGUCUUUCGGCGUCUCCUCGGCUCCGGUUAUUUACGCGUCGAAGGGCUCCAGAGUCCGAAGUAGCGCGGCGAUGCCACGAUUGAGCUCUGAGACUGUUGACUUUAAUCUCUCGGACGCCUUAAAUAAGGAAUUCAAGGUGAAUCGGCUCAAUGAAAAGGCGCAGAUGCAGUCACUAAACGACCGCUUCGCCAGUUACAUCGAGAAGGUGCGUUUCCUGGAGCAGCAGAACAAGAUCCUAUGCGCGGAGCUGGAGCAGCAGCGGGGUCAGAGAUCUUCCAGCAUCGCGGAUCUGUAUGAGAAGGAGAUGCAAGACUUGAGGCGACAGGUGGACCAGCUCACCACGGAGAAAACACGCGCGGAAGUGGCGCGAGACAACAUGGCAGAAGAUAUAGAGCGACUCAGAGAGAAACUGGAGAAUGAGAUUCUUCAGCGAGAAGAUGCAGAGAACAGCAUGAGGAGUUUCAGACAGGACGUGGAUAGCGCUGCUCUUGCUCGAGUGGAUCUGGAAAGGAAGGUGGAGUCUCUCCAGGAGGAACUCGCCUUCCGGAAAAAGAUCCAUGAUGAGGAGCUGGCUGAACUGCAGGCACAGAUCCAGGGCCAGCAGGUGCAGGUGGAUAUGGACAUGGCUAAACCUGAUCUGACAGCUGCUCUGAGAGACGUCAGACUGCAGUAUGAGAACCUGGCAACCAAAAACAUCCAGGAGUCAGAGGAUUGGUACAAAUCCAAGUUUGCUGACCUGACAGAAGCGGCUAACAAGAAUAAUGAAGCUCUACGAAUGGCCAAGCAGGAGGCCAAUGAAUACCGCCGUCAGGUGCAGGCGCUCACCUGCGAGGUGGAAGCCCUCAAGGGAACAAAUGAAUCUCUGGAGCGUCAGUUGAGGGAGAUGGAGGAGAACUUUGGAAUGGAGUCAUCCAAUAACCAGGAUAACAUCGUUCGGCUGGAAGAGGACAUACGGAACAUGAAGGACGAGAUGGCAAGACAUCUGCGUGAGUAUCAGGAUUUGCUCAAUGUCAAGAUGGCCCUGGACAUCGAGAUCGCCACCUACAGGAAACUUCUAGAGGGGGAGGAGAGCAGAAUUGCAACCCCUCUUCCAAACUUCUCCUCCAUCAGUUUGAGAGAAGCGAUGCUCGAGUCCAAGCCUGUUACUGAAAAUAUAAUUACUAAGAAAGUUCUUAUUAAGACCAUUGAGACCAGAGAUGGCCAGGUGAUCAAUGAGUCCACUCAGAACCACGAUGAUCUGGAGUGAUGGAGGGAAAUCUCCUACCAUUAUCAUCCACUGCAAACAGUAUGAACAGCCCACAAUAACCUGCUUCAAAGUGCCUUUUUAUCUGCCAAAAAUAUACCUUACAAGUAUUUGAGCCUGUAGAGGACCUGUAGUUCUGUGAGAACACAUGACCUUUAGCGUACUGUGAAUCUUUUCAUUGUCUGAACCUGUAUUUAUCUUCCACAUAGCAUUUCUGAGCCAACAUGCUUCAAUAAAAAUAAUCAAAGAAGA
Molecule: messenger RNA, 1679 nt
Organism: Ctenopharyngodon idella (grass carp)
Lineage: Eukaryota; Metazoa; Chordata; Actinopteri; Cypriniformes; Xenocyprididae
Gene: viml
Product: vimentin like
Exons: 9
Coding region: 90-1430 (446 amino acids)
Biological process (GO): intermediate filament organization
Cellular component (GO): axon; intermediate filament; cytoplasm
Molecular function (GO): structural constituent of cytoskeleton
Source: RefSeq, a predicted model, not a curated record